Messenger RNA from Labeo rohita (rohu), 4292 nucleotides. RefSeq lists its product as uncharacterized. Gene Ontology annotation, molecular function: RNA polymerase II cis-regulatory region sequence-specific DNA binding; DNA-binding transcription activator activity, RNA polymerase II-specific. Gene Ontology annotation, biological process: regulation of transcription by RNA polymerase II. The coding region runs from base 52 to 4143 and encodes 1363 amino acids. Gene Ontology annotation, cellular component: nucleus. Lineage: Eukaryota; Metazoa; Chordata; Actinopteri; Cypriniformes; Cyprinidae. The record is from RefSeq and is a predicted model, not a curated record. The transcript is spliced from 2 exons.
GCUUCCAUGUUUUUAGGGGUGGAGAGAAAAGAGAAAAAAAAUAUGUGAAAAAUGGCUACUGUGCAGUCUGAAUCCGAACAACCAUUAGAUAAUAAACUCAUUAACGGUACACUUGCUGGAAAUAAACCUGAACUACAACCGGUAUCUGCUACAGUAGCUGAUAGUGACGCGGAGGUUUGUGCACAAAGCAGCGACGUAAAAGGAACGACGGACCCUGAUGUUCCGUCUUCACCAGCAAGUGAAAAUUCAGCUCCACAUGGCGUUGCUCUUUCACCACGCAACAAAGAUGCAUCAGGAAUGCCGUGUAAUUAUAAAUCUCCUGAGGAUGAGCAAAACACGGAUGUGGUGCUGCAAAAUAAUAAGGGCGAUCUCAUUUCAGAUGCGCCCGGAACGGAUUGCGAUGUGACAUCGGAUCGUUUGCACAAUGAAAACAGCGAGCAAGAAACUGACAAACAAGAAACAGAAGACAAAACUACAGAAAAUGUCGACCAAGAGUCAAAUCAUGCCAGAGAGGAAGAACACCCACCAAAACAAGAUGAAGAGUCAACAAAUAUAACUGAAGCAUCAAAGUCUGAUGACGAGGCAAUGCAAAGCACAGAAGAGAAGACAGAGGAAACGGGAGACCCCAAAAGUAUGGAGAAAGUUAAGGACACCACGGAAGAGAAGUCUAAGGUCACCACAGAGGAGAAGUCUUUGGACAACACAGAGGAAAAGUCUAAGGUCACCACAGAGGAGAAGUCUAUGGACAACACAGAGGAAAAGUCUAAGGUCACCACAGAGGAGAAGUCUAUGGACAACACAGAGGAAAAGUCUAAGGUCACCACAGAGGAGAAGUCUAUGGACAACACAGAGGAGAUAAUUAGGGACAACACAGAAGAGAAAGUUAUGGACAACGCAGAGGAGAAGCUGAAGGACAACACAGAAGAGAAGGUUAUGGACAACACAGAGGAGAAGGAAGGAGAAGAUGAAUCUAAGAGUAAUGGUGUAGUUGUCAAGCGAAGGAAAAGCCGCCUGGAAUGCAAUGAAUGUGGUAAAAAGUUCACUCGUCGGGAAACAUACAACCUGCAUCGACACUUUCACAUGCACCAAGAUGAGCAGGCUUCUCUUGUUUGUAAAGAAUGUGGCAUUACUUUUCAGCAUCGAAGUGACCUCAUCAAACACCGCAGUAUUCAUAAAGAAAACAGCCAACCAAGCCCGUCACAUUCAAAACGCUCUGAGAGGAUCUACAAUGAGCGGAGUAAAUUUCAGUGCGAGCACUGUGGUAUGUGUUUCUCGACAAUGAUGCGAUUAAGGCUUCAUGUUUGUGAACAGACUGUGGAAAAGCCUUUUCGCUGCCCACUGUGCCGCAAAGAGUUCCAGUACAGGGUGUCCAUCAAUGCCCACAUGCAGAGUCACUCAUUAGACAGUCCUUAUCGGUGCCUGGAGUGCAACAAAGGCUUUCAGAGUUUAGGGACGUUGCAUAUCCACCAGCGAUCCCAUGCUGCACUGAAGCCGUACGGGUGUCCAGAUUGUAGCAUGGUCUUCAGGCACCGCUACGUCAUGGAGGACCAUCGACGCAGGCACGUGGAAGAAAGAGCGCACCUGUGCAAAAUCUGUGGGAAGAGCUUCAAGUACAGCAGCCUUUUGCAGCAGCACCAGUAUCUCCACACGGGCCAAAAGCCUUACAACUGUUCAUACUGUGGAAAAACGUUUGCUUUUGCACAAAACAUGCGAGCACAUUUUCGUCAACACAGAAAGAUCUCGGCCAGGUCUGAGGCACGUAUUGCAAACCAUAACGUAUCUCUUGUUGAGCAGGCAGGUAAAGAGAACGCAAAUGUUGAGCAGCAGCGCAACUGUCCUCUGUGCCCUCAAAUUUUUUAUAAAGCAUCAGAUUUAAGAGCACACAUGUUAAUCCACGAAGCAGAGUAUGAAAGGAUGAGUAACGGCAAACGAUUCGAUAAGGUCUAUGCAUGCCAGUAUUGUCCUCUUAAAUUCCAGUCAGAGUCCAUGCUGCAAUCCCAUUCACAAACACACAUGACCAACAUUUUGGGGUUAAACACAACACAUAUGACAAAUCAGGUUAAAGCAGUACUUGAAAAGCAGGAUGAUGUUGGUAUGGAUGAGGAAGAUAUUGACAGUAUGCCGGUAGUUGGGGGAUUAGAGGACCAAUCAGAGAAGAAACAGUUCAGGUGUCGAGACUGUGGAAAGUGCUUCCGUUACCGAUCAGUGUUAGAGCUUCACAUGCGUAUACACAACAAGGGUUACCAGUGUCAAGUGUGUAAAAAGUCCUUUAGAUUUAGUAGCUAUUUGCAGCAGCAUUCAAUUAUCCACACUGGGAAGAAGCCAUACAAGUGCCCGGACUGUGGUAAGGAUUUUGCAUUUCAUCACAACAUGAAAACCCACCAGCGGCUGCAUCAACAAAAGCCGUUUCGCUGCACGCAGUGCCGUAAGGGCUAUAGCGAUGAGAGUCAGCUUCAGCGGCACAUGCUGUCCCAUACAGGUGAGAAACCUUACAAGUGUCACCUGUGCGACAAGAGCUUUGCCUUGGCCUACUUGCUCCGAGACCAUCUAAACACUCAUACGGGGGAAAGACCCCACCGCUGCCAGGAGUGCCAUAAGUCAUUCCCUUGGCUUAGUAGUCUGCUCGUGCAUCAGAAGAUUCACGUGCGUAAACGGCAAGGUCAGAGUCACAGUUAUCCACUGUCCAUACAUUCUCAACGAGGUAGAGUAAGUACCGGCAGGAGAGGUAGGCCAAGGUUAGAUCGAGACAACGGAAGGACGGCACCUCUACCUGGUAGAAUCAUGUCAGAAACGCUGUUGCCAAACAUGGUUCCACACCACUCUCGUAGCUUCGAUGCAAAUAGACAUGAACGCAUGCAGCUUAGAUCGCAGCACUUGCAGACUAGAAAUCAUUCCCAGCAGGUUCAUUUGCAGCCAGAAUGGCAGUUACAAAUGCAGCCAACAGAGGAGCUACUUCACUCUCAAAAUCCCACAAAUUUAUUGGAAGCCCAGCCAAGCAAUGCCGUGCAGAUGCAGUGGCCAGGAGGUCACCUUAAGACGAUCUUGCCUAAAAAUGAUGGUCUCCCUGAGCUCAUGCACCAGCAGCAACCUUCUCAAGCAAAUGUACUGAUGUCAGCACAACCUAAUCAUUACUCGGACAUAUCUGAAGCAGAGCAAAAAGGGAAGCAUUCACAACACCACGUGGACAGGCAGUCUCCGAGAUCCAUUCAAGACCCGCAGCAGUCGCAAUGGCCAGUACUUUGCGAUUCGGUGCAAACGUCGUCUUCUUCAUCAGAAGAUGGCAAAGUAACUGACUUUGACGCACCAACCAACAGUGAAUCUGAUAAGCUCACUCUUGAUUUGCAAAUGCCAAAUUCCUCUGGUCUGGCCAAAACGGACAUGGGUCAGAUUGGUGGUGUAGUCCUAGCCGCUGGUGCUACCACUCCAUGGGGUAUAAAAACAUCUUUGGAGAUGUCUACACCUGUGGGCUUGCAAGAAGUACCUGGAGAUUCAUUAGAGAAGCAGCAAAGCAGACUAAUCCAGCACUUGCCUCAGCAAAUGCAGGUUUCACAGCAGCUUCUACAACAACAGCUUCAUCAGCCACAGACUCAAAUACCUCCGACUUGGGUUAGCACAGCUCCUCCGAACCAGAUGGGACCAGUGAACUUGCCGUAUACAGCUGCUCGUUUUCCUCUUGGGGACAGACCUACGAUGUGGGGGUUUCAGGCUGCCCCAGUUGUUUCCCAGACCCUCGUAAAUGGACCAGUUCAACAAGGCCAUAUCCGGGCACAACAGCACGUAGCUCUGAUUUCUGGCCAGCAGAUUCCAUUGAGUCAGCCAUCAACUUUUAUCUCACCACCUUUUCCUCCACCAGCUCUAAAUAUACCUGCUUCGCAUCCAAUACAUUCUGUUGGAAGGCAACUUCCAGGUCCGUUACCACAAGGCAUCUUCUUCACCUCACAGGGCACCAUCAGUGAAAUGCCAAUUAUGCCACAAGUAACAAACUUACCUCAGUUAGCUCAACAAACUGAGCCACACAAAAUAGGCAAUAAAAUGCCUUUUGCCCCUGAUCACCUGUUCCAGUGCAUGAUAUGUGGUUGUUCUUUGCCUGGAGAGCUAGAAUUACAGAUGCAUUAUAUGCAACAUGCACAGCGAGAUGUCUGAGUUCGAUUUUAGAGAUGAUAUACAUGAUAUACAAUAGCUCAGUUUAGAUUGUCUCUUUGCCGUUUUAUUGUACAUUGCUGUUAAGCUGCUGGAGUGUGUUGAAGAUUUCAAAUGUAUUAAUGUUUUUAUUCAGUUAUUAAAUUUUCCAG